AUGACCGAGUCCGCCCCCAAACGCCUCAAGACCGGCCCCAAGAUCGGCACCCACAACGGACACUUCCACGCCGACGAAGCGCUGGCAGUGCACAUGCUGCGCAUGCUCCCAACCUACCACGACUCGCCGCUCAUCCGCACGCGCGACCCAGACCUCCUCGCAGCCUGCCACACCGUCGUCGACGUCGGCGGCGAGUACGACGCCCAGCGCAACCGCUACGACCACCACCAGCGCGGCUUCACCACCACCUUCCCCGGCCGCCGCACCAAGCUCUCCAGCGCGGGCCUCGUCUUCAAGCACUUCGGCAAGGCCAUCAUCGCCCAGAAGCUCGGCGCCGGCGUGCCCCAGGACGCCCCCGAGGUCGACCUGCUGCACGACAAGCUGUACGAGAGCUUCGUCGAGGCCCUCGACGCCCACGACAACGGCAUCAGCGUCUACGACCCGGCCGGCAUCUCCGCCGCGGGGCUCGAGAAGCGCUACAGCGAGGGCGGCUUCACCCUGGGCGCCGUCGUCGGCCGCCUGAACCCCAACUGGAACGACGAGAGGCCCAGCGACCCCGACGAGGCGCAGGAGGCCGAGGACGCCAGGUUCUACAAGGCGAGCCUGCGCAUCGGGGAGGAGUUUGAGCGCGACCUGGACUACUACGCCACGGCCUGGCUGCCGGCUCGCUCCGUCGUCCAGAAAGCCUUCGACAAGAGGUCCGAGUUCGAUCCCGAGGGGAGAGUGCUCGUCUUCGAGGGGCAGAGCGUGCCGUGGAAGGACCACCUGUACACCUUGGAGGAUGGCAAGCCCACGGUUCUGUACGUCUUGUACCCGGAGUCGACUGCGCCGGGCGCCAAGUGGAGGAUCCAGUGUGUGCCCGAGUCAAAGGAUAGUUUUGUGAGCCGUAAGCCCCUGCCCGAGGCGUGGAGAGGCUUCCGCGACCAGGAGCUGGACGGUAUUUCAGGUAUUGAGGGUUGUGUAUUUGUCCACGCGGCCGGCUUCAUUGGCGGCAACAAGACAUUUGAGGGUGUCAAGAAGAUGGCUGUCAAGGCUCUGGCGUAG
Messenger RNA from Metarhizium brunneum ARSEF 3297, 1044 nucleotides. RefSeq names its product MYG1 exonuclease (gene MYG1). The record is from RefSeq and is a predicted model, not a curated record. Lineage: Eukaryota; Fungi; Ascomycota; Sordariomycetes; Hypocreales; Clavicipitaceae. Gene Ontology annotation, cellular component: nucleus; cytoplasm.